Messenger RNA from Gryllus bimaculatus (two-spotted cricket), 2297 nucleotides. NCBI's taxonomy places the organism in Eukaryota, Metazoa, Arthropoda, Insecta, Orthoptera, Gryllidae. The record is from the annotation of a GenBank genome assembly.
AUGGAAAAGUUCGUCCCACUUAAAAGACGAUCUGCUCUUUUGACGGACCAUUAUACCAUCUGUAACGGUCCAGGGGACUCCGACUUUGAGUGGCAAAGAAGAAAAAUUCUUUACAAAGGAAGUGAAAAACAGACGAAAGAAAUGUUUGAAACCAACUGGGAGUGCUCUGUGAAAGAUGAAAAUGAUACAGAGGAGGAGUUGGAAUCUCCAGCUGCUGUGUUCCUGAAAACUGAACUAGUGAAUGAGGAUGAAGAUGUUCAGAACAAAGCUGGAGGAGCGAUUGAAGGUGGUGUUGCAAUUCAAAAUGAAGAAGAGGUUCAGGAUGAAGCUGUUCAAGAAUAUGGAUUAAUUAAGAAUGAAGAAGUGAAUGAUGAUAAAGAUGGGGAAGAAUUGGAGCCUCCAGUUGCUGUGUUUCUUGAGCCCUUGGUGAAUACAGAAGAUGAUAGUAAGGGGAAGAAGGACCCUCUAGCAACAAGCAUAUUUGGUGACCCAUUUGAGCAAGAAAGUGCAGGUGAAGAAUGUGACCAGUCCGAGACCAUCAGUGAAUUACGGACUCGAGUGGGAAUCCCUGCUGUGGACUUAGUUUGCGUUUGCGGCAUGCGCUUCUGUACAGAAGAACAGGCUGCUGCACAUACGAGCACACAUCCAGAAGCAACACCAUUCCGGUGUCCCAUAUGCAACAAGUUCUUUUCAGUGGAAGAGCAUGCUAUACUUCACAUAGGAACCCACCCUGGACUAAGAUACCAUGAUUGCUCCAUCUGCAAGAAGAGCUUUGCAGAAAGACGGUUGUUAGUUAGUCACAUGUUCACUCACACGGGUGAGAGACCUCAUCACUGCACCAUUUGUGAGAAGAGCUUCGCACGAAGUUUCCAAUUAGUUAAGCACAUGCGAAGCCACACUGGUGAGAGGCCUUAUGAAUGCACCUUGUGCUCAAAGAACUUUGCCUACAGAGACAAUUUGAAUAGUCACAUGAAGACCCACACAGGGGAGAAGCCUUAUCAGUGUGACAUAUGCAAGAAAAAGUUCGCUCACAGGGGAAUGUUAGUAAUACAUACACGCAUUCACACAGGUGACAGGCCCUACCAGUGCAAAAUCUGCAAGUACAACUUUACACAGAGAGCAAAUUUGUACAAGCACAUGCAAACACACACAGAUGAAAAGCCUUAUGAAUGCAGUGUCUGCAGGAAUAGUUUCAAGCAAAAGGAACAGUUGUUUAAACACAUGCGAACGCAUACAGGGGAGAAGCCUUAUCAGUGCAGUAAAUGCCACAACAAAUUCUCCCUAAAAUAUUCUUUAGAUAAGCACAUGCGCAUCCACACUGGUGACAAACCUUAUCAGUGUGAUAUUUGCAAGAACAACUUCACCCAAAAAAGCCAUUUGGUUAUGCACAUGCGUAUCCACACUGGUGACAGACCUUAUCGAUGUAACUUCUGCAAGAACAACUUUACACAAAGUUCAAGCUUAAAAACCCAUAUUCUACGAAUACACGGAAAGAAACUUGAUUAAUUACAUGGGUGAGCAAAAUUUGUUGUAUUAUAUUAACAAUUGUUUUUACCUAAUUUUAAGGUACUAAUUUCAGUUCUUAGGUUCAUUUUUUCUCUGAAGCAAUUGCCAUGUCAAAAUUAGAAUAUUUCAUCUUCUUGUCAUUGAUUCCAUAGUGCAGGGCAGAGAAAUAUCUAAACUUUAAAUUAUCUUUUAUUACUCUGUUAAAAUUAAAAUCUCUUUAAAUUAACUGAUUGAUCUACUAUAUUUGAAUAAAUCUCACUUUUCCCCUUAAAUAUUGCUCAUGAAACACAGUUCAGCUUAUACACAAGACAUUACUGAAAAGAAAAAGAAAGAAGAAAAAAAAUUCAAAUUAAGAGGACCAAUAACUAAUUUACAUUUACUAAAUUUUCAAGUCAUUAAAAUAACUUUCAUCUCCAUUUUCUCCUUCAAUGUCAUUGAAACUUUCAUUACCACUGCUGGUUUCCAUGUGCCAUUAAUAGUUGUCCUUGCUAUCAUCCAUCGUGAUUGAUAUGCCACACACUUAAAAACCAAUUGUGAUCAGGUCCCCUUAAAUUGAUGCCCACUUAUCCAGAAUCUAUAAACUCAUGUUGCUCAGAGUUUUGAUUUCCAACCUUGGAAGUGUGAGCCUGGAAGUUGUCUAAAAUAAGCAUGGAGUGUUUUAUCAAUGCACCAGGCUGCUGUAACCACCUGAAGACUUUCUCAGUAUCAGAGAUGAAUUUCCAAUCAAUUCACAAUAAUUAUUGUAACCUAUGACAUUGAUGUCUGAACAGGUAUCUAAAUCACAAAACACC